GCUCGCUCGCCAAUGUGGAGCAUUCAUUGUGAAAUUGCAAAUCAAAAUUGAAACAAGCACAGAGCGGAGACGGUUAACGGAUUUUAAAGCGCGCAGCGAAAACGUGAAAAGAAUUUCAUAAUCAAAAGUUAAUACAGCGCAAAUUGCCGAGUUAUAAACAUUCAUAAAAAAGCGGACAAACGCUAAACAAAAGCAACAACAACAAGGAGAAAUUAGUGAUACUACAACAAAAAGUGCCACAAAAAGUGCCACAAAAAGUGCCACAAAAAGCAACAACAAAACUAAAAGUGCUAACAGAGGCUGUAAAAAUAGCUCCAAAUCAAGUGACAAGCUCAGAGAUUAACAACACAUCCAAAAUGGUCGUUGAGGAAUCAGUCAGCAUGCACACACUACACUACACACACAGCCACAACCAGAGUCUGGACAUGACCGAGUGCGAGAUGCCCAUCGGUCGUACCGUUAAAACGGCACUACUCCGGGCCCAAUCGGAGUCCCGAGUGAUUGUCGGUCUGUCGGCAGCCAUCAAUGUGCUGUCCAAGUCACCGGAGGGGUCGCUCUUCUGCCUGAUGGCCGUGCCCAAGGACGGAGAUUCGGCCACACACAUGCACGAGGUGCUGCUGGAGGCGUUCUGCUAUGAGAACGACAUCUAUGUGAUCAAGGUGGAUGAUGCCACCAAGUUGAGUCGGAUUUUGGGCCAGGAAAGCAUCGAGUCAUGCUGCCUGGUGCAAAAGACCUGGUCGGGGGAUCAGCUGGAGGAGCAUCUCAACAAGGCGGAGAACCAAUUGGUCGACUACUGUGAGGCCCACUGGGAUGCACCCCAGCAUCCCAUUGUCCAGCUGCCGGUCGUUUAAGCUGUGACCAGAUGACGCCAAGCUGAAUUGAACAGCCCGUUACAGUGGGGCAAAACAUGGUUUAAAUUGAUCGAAAAUAACCAAUGAACAACAACAAGAACAACCAGUUAAGACAAGGUUAAUGGACCCAAACGUUUGGAGAGUUCUACGGAAACCGACGUUGGGACAUAUCCCAAUUAUAUAUAUAACAGAUAAUAUACAUCAACAUAUGUAUAAGUGUAUAUAGAAGGAGCAGCUACGAUGGCCAAUUAUCAUCUAGCGAGAGCGAGAGAGAGAGAGCCGACGACCUUCGUUGGAGCAGCCGAGAAUGCAAUGGAAUUUUGCAGCAGCCACAACAAAAACAACAGCAACAACAAGAACAACAACAACAACAACAACAACACGGCUGCUGCGGAAGUGCAUUCACACACACACACACACACACACACACAACCACACACGGGGAUUUACACUCUCUCUGCCUCUCUUUAAUCUGGCAGUAAUUUCGCAACCAGAGGCAAACACACACACACACACACACACACACACAUAAGCGCGUGACCAGCUGCUGGUUUUAUUUUAUUAUUUUUUUUUCAAAAUCCAUUUAAUAAUUGAUAUUUACGAUUAUAUUGUUCACAGUGAACAGAUUUCCAUUCUAA
Molecule: messenger RNA, 1489 nt
Organism: Drosophila innubila
Lineage: Eukaryota; Metazoa; Arthropoda; Insecta; Diptera; Drosophilidae
Gene: Gadd45
Product: growth arrest and DNA damage-inducible protein GADD45 alpha
Exons: 1
Coding region: 357-851 (164 amino acids)
Biological process (GO): regulation of cell cycle
Cellular component (GO): cytoplasm; nucleus
Source: RefSeq, a predicted model, not a curated record